AUGAGUGGAAUAGGAAAGACAACUCAAGCUGCUGUCUUAUAUGAUAAAAUUUCUCAUAAGUUUGACGCUUGUUGUUUCAUUGAGAAUGUGAGCAGAAUUUAUAGGGAUGGUGGCCAUACUGCUAUACAAAAGCAAAUUCUUCGUCAAACUUUACAAGAGAAAAAUCUAGAAAUGUAUAGUCCUUUCGAAAUAUCAGGGAUCGUAAGGAACAGGCUACACAACAUAAAGGUCCUUAUAGUUCUCGACGAUGUUGAUCAAAUAGAGCAAUUGCAGGAAUUGGCCAUAAAUCCUAAAUUUCUUUCCAAAGGAAGUAGAAUUAUUGUUACCACUACAAAUGAGCAAAUUCUUAAACCGCAUGGAAAUUAUGUAUUGCACAAGGUUUCUUUAUUGAAUGAAUAUGAGGCUCGUGAACUAUUUUUUAGAAAGGCCUUCAAAAAUGAAGACCAAAGUAGUAGUUGUAUGGAGUUGAUUCCUGAGGUACUAAAAUAUGUCCAAUGUCUUCCAUUAGCAAUUAAAGUAAUGGGUUCUUUCUUGUGCACUCGAGAUGCUAUCCAAUGGAGAGAUGCCUUAGAUAGAUUGAAGACAAAUCCAAAUGAUGAAAUUAUGAAUGUACUUCAAAUAAGUCUUGAUGGACUAGAAUAUGAAGAAAAAGAAAUAUUUUUGCACAUUGCAUGUUUCUUUAAAGGGGAGAGGGAGGAUUAUGUUAAGCGAAUUCUAGAAUGUUGUGGAUUGCACCCUCAUAUUGGAAUUCCAAGAAUCAUUGAGAAAUCCUUGAUAACUAUUAGAGAUCAAGAAAUUCAUAUGCAUGAUAUGUUUCAAGAAUUAGGAAAGAAAAUUGUUCGCAACCAAUUUCCUGAAGAACCAGGAUCAUGGAGUAGAAUAUGGUGCUAUGAAGAUUUCUAUCAAGUCUUGGUGGUAGAAACGGGAACAAAUAAUGUCAAAGCCAUAGUUCUCGAUAAAAAAGAAGAUACCGAAUGUAGAGUUGAUGGAUUAUCAAGAAUGAAGGAUCUAAGAUUACUCAUAUUAUAUCAUCAAAGCUUUUCAGGAAGCCUCGAUUCUCUUUCUCACAAACUGCGAUAUCUUUUGUGGCAUAGUUAUCCUUUUGAUUCUUUGCCACCAAAUUUUACGGCUACUAAUAUUGUGGAAUUGAAUAUGCCUAAUAGUAGCAUCAAACGUGUUUGGAAAGGCCUCAAGGUACUUUAA
Messenger RNA from Cajanus cajan (pigeon pea), 1203 nucleotides. Its product is annotated as TMV resistance protein N. Gene Ontology annotation, biological process: defense response. NCBI's taxonomy places the organism in Eukaryota, Viridiplantae, Streptophyta, Magnoliopsida, Fabales, Fabaceae. Gene Ontology annotation, molecular function: protein binding; ADP binding. The record is from RefSeq and is a predicted model, not a curated record.